Messenger RNA from Thamnophis sirtalis, 2142 nucleotides. Lineage: Eukaryota; Metazoa; Chordata; Lepidosauria; Squamata; Natricidae. The record is from RefSeq and is a predicted model, not a curated record.
AGGAACUUCACCCGUUACCCGGGAAUGUUACAAGAGGCAACAUCUCGGCCCGCUUCCCCCAAGCCAAACCAGAGAGUGCCGAAGAACGUAGCGACUUCUGAAGCCAUCCAGAAACACAAGAAAAGUUUGGCGGAUUGGUUUCGCCGGCAGCCCAACGAGGAGAGGCAGUUUGGACCUUCCUUCGCCCUGGAUGCCACCCACGUCGACCCAGUGAUCCGGGAGAGCUCCCUGGAGGAGAUCUUGAAGCCUUCUCCAGACCUGACCAUCCAGAACCAACUCCAAGGUUCUUGCUCUCAUACCAUUGGUCUCCAGAAUCUUUUUGACGAGGACCUCUGCGGGCAAGAAGUGAAGAACGUGGUCCUCUACGGGACGGUGGGCACCGGGAAGAGCACCCUCAUCAAGAAGAUGGUGAUGGACUGGUGCCGUGAGCAACUUCCUCAGUUUGAGCUGCUCCUCCCCUUCUCCUGCGAAGACCUUUCCCAGGGCAGCAGCCCCGUGUCUCUGCGCCGCCUGGUGACCAAGAAAUACCUCCAUUUGCGGGAUGUGGCCCCACUCCUUGGCUCCACCAACCUCAAAGUGCUCUUCAUCCUUAAUGGCCUUGACCGACUCAACCUGAACUUUCGCCUGGCCCGCACUGAGCUCUGCUGUGACCCCAAUGAGCCCCUCUUGCCGGCUGCCAUUGUCGUCAACCUCCUCAGGAAGUACAUGAUGCCCGAGGCCAGCAUCAUUGUCACCACUCGUCCUUCUGCAGCACGCCGGAUCCCCAGCAAGUUUGUGGGACGCUACGUUGAAGUCUGUGGCUUCUCGGACCUCAACCUCCAGAAGCUUUACUUCCAGAUGCGCCUACGGCAGCCUGAAUGUGCCGGAACGUCUGGUCCCCCGACAGCAGAGCAGGCCAACGAGCAGGACAACCUGUUGGAGAUGCUCUCCAGGAAUCUGGAGAGGCACAACCAGAUCAUGGCUGCCUGCUUCCUCCCGUCUUAUUGCUGGUUGGUCUGCACGACUUUGCACUUCCUUUAUUUCACCAAGGCGGUGCCGCCGACGCAAACGCUGACGGGCAUCUACACCAGCUUCCUACGGCUCAACUUCAGCGGGGAAGUGCUGGACAGCACCGAUCCCUCCAACAUCUCCAUGAUGAAGUACGUGGCCAAGACGGUGGGCAAGUUGGCCUACGAAGGGGUGAUGUCUCGGCAGACCUGCUUCGCGGAGAAGGAUCUCCGCCGCUGCUUUGAGGUGGAGAUGAAGACGGAGAGCGAGCUGAACCUCUUGAACACCUUCCGGAGUGAUGUUCUCCGCUUCUUCUUGACUCCCUGCGUUCAGUCGGGCAAGGAGCACACGUUCGUCUUCACCAUCCCAGCCAUGCAAGAGUACCUGGCUGCCCUUUACGUGGUCUUGGGGGAGAAGAAGACGCUGGUGCAACGGGUGGGCAAGGAAGUCUCUGAGAUCAUUGGGAAGGUCAGCGAAGACGUGGCCCUGGUGCUUAGCUUGGUCACCAAAUUCUUGCCGCUGCGGAUCCUGCCCCUCCUCUUCAACCUCAUCAAGAUCUUCCCCCGCUACUUCAGCCGGUUCGGUACCAAGGACCGGGACACCAUUGCCCGCACCAUGGCAGUGGAGAUGUUCAAAGAGGAGGACUACUUCAACGAGGAUGUCCUGGACCAGAUCAACUUCAGCAUCCUUGGGGUGGAAGGUCCCAUGCGCCACCCGGAUGAAGCUUCCGACGAUGAGGUCUUUGAGCUCUUCCCCAUCUUCAUGGGCGGGUUGCUGUCCCAGCGUAACCGGGCCAUCUUGGACCAGCUGGGCUGUCCUAUCAAGAACCUGGCCGCUUUCGAGAUCGCCAAGGCCAUGAAGAAAACGGUCAUCCGGAAUAGCCGCAAGGGAUUGCCGCCAUCUGAGCUGAUGGACUACCUCUUCUUUCUGCACGAGUUCCAGAACGAGCGCUUCACGGCGGAGGCCAUCCAAUCCUUGAGGACCAUCAACCUCUCUUCGGUGAAGAUGACCCCUCUCAAAUGCGCGGUCCUGGCUUCCGUGGUGGGCACCACGAGCCACGACGUCGAGGAGCUCAAUCUUGCCUCUUGCCAUCUCGAUGUGGGCAGCCUGAGGACCCUCUUCCCCAUCUUGCUACGAUGCAAGAAACUCCAGUGA